AGUUCCGGUUUUAUUAAAUAAAGUUUAUAAAUUAUUGUAGUGUCAGUUUUGUGACUAAUUCUUGAAAUUUCAAUUUUUAACUAUUUUAAUUGUGAUAUUAAUUACAAACGGAAAUCAAUUUUUUAGUAAACUAUAAUGAGAAUCUUAAACUUUUAGCUUACAAUAAUUUUAAGAUGUUAAACAUGAUGUCUUUUAUUAGAUUACCAUUAUUAACACAUUUUCCAAUUUUUCAUUUCAGAAGGCAUAUUACAAUUAAAUGUCCACAAUUCUCUACUGUUCAAUCAGAAUAUCAAGUUUCUGAUGAAGAUAUAAAGAAGUUAAAACGAAAGUUUUCAUCACCACGUAAUAUUAUUUCCAACUAUUACAGUCAAGUUGAAAAAGCUCAAGACAUAAAGACAGGUCUUCAUUUUGGAUUUCACAAGAAAAACAAAAAUUUAUGGGGUUGCAAAUUAAGUGUUCAAUGGCCCAAUUCAAUGGUAUUCUCAAGUAUGGAUACUACAAAAGUCAAAGCUGCAGAAACUGUAGCUUUAAAUGCUAUAAAAUGGUUGCAAGAUAUUGAAAAACUUGAUCAUCAAGGUAAACCAAUAAUAACAGCAAAACAACGCAUAGCUGUAGCAUCAACUCCUAUUGCUUCAAUAAAUCUGAGUGAAAAAAAUGUAAAAUUAAUUGCAAACCUAGUUCAAACGUACAAUCUGGAAAUUCAACCAUUAAUAAACAAAGGAAAACAAGUGUUAACUGAAAUAGAUUCUCAGGAUGAUACAAUUGAUUUUAUGUUAUCUUCGUCUUCAUCUAUUGACUGUUCAAAACGAAAUAAACUUCUAUGUGAUAGAUCCAUGCAAAAAAUAUCUGGAUUAGUCAAAUUACCCAUUGAUGACUAUGAGGAAAAUAUACUUGAAAUGAUUGAGAAUAAUCAAGUAACUAUUAUAAAAGGAGAACCUGGGUGUGGGAAAAGUACAAGAGUACCUAAUUUUAUAAUGAAAAAAUGGAGCCAAAUUGGAAAAGGAGGUGAAUGUAAUGUUUAUGUUACACAGCCAAGACGAAUCAGUGCAUUAACUCUUGCUCAUCGAGUUGCUAAUGAACGUUCAGAAGAAUUAGGUGAUGUGAUUGGUUAUCAAGUUCGUUUAAAACAAAUUUUACCAAAAAAACCGGGCUCUAUAGUCUUUGCAUCUAGUGGCAUAUUGCUUCAAAAAUUACAAAGUGAUCCUGCACUUAAAGAAUUUUCCCAUGUUAUUAUUGAUGAAGCUCACGAACAAGAUAUAAACACUGAAAUAUUACUUAUGCUUACAAAGAAUGCAUUGGAAUUAAAUGAGAACUUGAAAUUAGUUAUAAUGAGUGCCACAUUGAACGCUGAACACUUUCAGAAUUAUUAUGGUCAAUUAGCUGCAUCUAUUUCAAUACCAGGUUUCACUUAUCCAGUGAAAACUCAUUUUUUAUCAAAUCAACUGGCAAGAGAAUGGGGUAUUCAUAAUACAACAGUUGAAAUGAAUAAUGUACCUUUUUGGAAUCCACAGCUAGUAGCAAAUGCAAUAAAAUGGAUACAUAAGAAUAAGCCACCUGGAGCUAUAUUGUGUUUUGUAUCUGGUUGGCAAGAUAUAAUUGACGUAAAUAAACUCAUACAGCAUGGAUAUAAUAAUUUUGAUAUAAUGUUUGCUCAUUCUAAACUAACACCUGAAAAGCAAAUUGAAAUCAUGAAACCUGCAAGCAACGGAAGACGAAAAAUUGUGUUAGCUACAAAUAUUGCUGAAACUAGUAUUACUAUUAAUGACGUAGUAUAUGUUAUUGACACUGGUAUGCAAAAUGUGUCCAGUUGGAACGCGGAAAAGGGUAUUAAAUUAUUAGAUCGUAGUUGGGUCUCCCAAGCUAAUGCGAUACAAAGAAGAGGUCGUGCGGGAAGAACCCAGCCAGGAGAAUGUUAUCAUUUAUACACAAUAGAUCGUUUUAACAAAUGUUCUACAUAUCCUAUACCAGAAAUUCAAUUAACUCCUCUUGAACAUACAGUCCUAAAUCUAAAAAUACACAGCCAAGACAAAGCAAGGACUGUACUAUCCAAGCUUUUAAAUCCACCUGAUUUUGAAACUGUAGAUAGCGCUGUUUCAGAAUUACAACUUCUUGGUGCAUUAGACAAAGAAGAGAAAUUGACAGCAUUGGGCAAAAGAAUCGCAGCAUUUCCAUUUGAUCCUUGUCUUUCAAAAGCUUUAGUUAAUUCAGUAUUUUUCAAGUGUUUAGAUUCUACACUAACCAUUAUAACUUACUUAUCAAGCAAUGUAAAUAUAUUCAGAGAAACUACACCUGCUGAAUCAAGAAUGAUAAAAAAAAAUUACUCAUCAUGUAGUGAUCACUUGGCUGUGGCAAAAAUAUUUUCUGAAUGGAACACUACUCGAGAUCGUUAUUCAAAUGAUUCCAAUUAUUACUCCAAUAAUCUUUCAUUAUCUAAUAAUAGCCUAAUAUUGAUGUAUAGAUUAAAAAAUUUAUUUGCACAACAUUUGUACAACAGUAUGCUUAUUGAAGAUAAAGAUAUAGACAGUUUAAAUUUAAAUUCAGAAAAAUCUUUAGAUCAACUUUUGCCAGCUGUAUUAAUUUCAGGAUUUGGUAAUUUAGUAUUCAAACAAUCAUUUAUGCGACGAAAUGGACGUACAGAUUCAUCAUUUGUUAAUGAUACUGGAAUAAAAGUUGUAUUACAUUCAGAAAGUGUAAAUUAUAAUAAAAAUGAGGAAAAUGAACUGUUAACUUAUUUUAGAGAAGGUAAAAAUCUUGAUCAUAAUGCGGUUAUGCUUAAUAAAUCUACAUAUAUUCAUCCAAUAAUGGCUAUUCUGUUUUUUAAUGGCCAAGCACAUUUUAAACAUGAUGGACAAAAUAAUUGUUUGAUAUACAUAAAAAAUGGAAAACGUAUAAACAUUUCUUGUUCAAAAGGUGAUUGGCAGAACAUAUUGGCGCUGAGAAAUGUUGUGAGGAGUUUUAUUAAUUUUCUUUUGGAAACAUAUGGGCAUAAUGAACUCAAUGAUCAAUAUGAUGAAAUUAUGAACUUUCGUGACUCUUUAUGUUUUGUUUUGUGUAAACUUAUAGAAAAAUAAAUUUCUGUUCUGACUUUAUAGUUUAAAACAAGUUAUAAACUUCUAGACUACUAGAUUAUAAAAAA
Sipha flava (yellow sugarcane aphid) is the source of this 3136-nucleotide messenger RNA. RefSeq names its product putative ATP-dependent RNA helicase DHX30. Bases 174 to 3071 code for a protein of 965 amino acids. Gene Ontology annotation, molecular function: DNA helicase activity; ATP binding; G-quadruplex RNA binding. NCBI's taxonomy places the organism in Eukaryota, Metazoa, Arthropoda, Insecta, Hemiptera, Aphididae. Gene Ontology annotation, cellular component: cytoplasm; intracellular anatomical structure; nucleus. The transcript has 17 exons. The record is from RefSeq and is a predicted model, not a curated record.